Molecule: messenger RNA, 975 nt
Organism: Onychomys torridus (southern grasshopper mouse)
Lineage: Eukaryota; Metazoa; Chordata; Mammalia; Rodentia; Cricetidae
Exons: 1
Coding region: 1-975 (324 amino acids)
Biological process (GO): G protein-coupled receptor signaling pathway
Cellular component (GO): membrane
Molecular function (GO): G protein-coupled receptor activity
Source: RefSeq, a predicted model, not a curated record
AUGAAGCCCUCUGCGGACGCGCUUGAGAUCAUCGCCUGCGCCAUUCUCAUCCUCGUGAGCAUCGUGGGAAACACAUGUUUAUUUUAUUCCACAAGCAAGUGCAUCACGGGGGGCCUGCAGACAUCCUUUCUUCUCCUUAUCAGCCUCGUGUUUGUCCACCUUAUCAAAAACCUGGUGGUGAAUAUCCUCAAGAUAGUUUACUCCUCAGGUAUCCUGCUGGAUUCAGUUGGCUGCAAAGUUCUCCACUUCACUGCAGCCCUGACAACUUCCCUGGCCAUCUGGUUCAUGCUUCACUUUGCACUGCUCUACCUCCGGAAGCUUUACCAAAUUGUCUAUCCCUUGAGUGGGGCUGCAAGCCUGAGCGAACAGAAGUACUCCUUGAAGGGGAUUGCUGCACUUUGGGUGGCUGGUGUGGCGGUGUAUAUCCCAGUGCUGAUAUAUACUAGAAAGCCAGAACACCACCAGCAUUCUGAAAAUGAUACAGGCUCUUUGUCUACGAACAGAAUUUACAUGGAAUGCUUGACUGGCUUUGGAAACGAGCAGGUAGAGCUUUAUUAUGGGAAAAUAUUUUUAGUUUUGAUUGAUAUUCUCCCUUUAGUUAUCUUAGUGUUUGUCUGUUUCUGGAUGGCUCUCCUUCUUUUGGAGAAGAAAAAGAUGACAUAUGGUGACAUCUGGAUUGGAGACGAUGAUUCAGAAACCGAGGUCCUUCGAGGGGCCAAAUUCAGUAUCUUGUUAAUGUUGCUGAUCACUCCGCUCUGGGUUUCUCACUUUAUCUUGGUCUAUUUCUUGAAGGACUUGGCAGCGUACACCUUUAUUCCAGCUGUUCUCACAGCCCUCUCCUCUGGCUUCUCCGCUCUGAGUCCUUUUCUGCUUAUGUUGGUUAAUUACAAAGUGAAGCUGGUGUCCUUCUGUGGCGUCAAACAGGAAAAGUCCACGCCACAGCCUGCAGAUGUCAUUCUCUCCCCAUAUGCUUAG